Molecule: messenger RNA, 2632 nt
Organism: Harmonia axyridis
Lineage: Eukaryota; Metazoa; Arthropoda; Insecta; Coleoptera; Coccinellidae
Gene: Hrd3
Product: protein sel-1 homolog 1
Exons: 11
Coding region: 262-2493 (743 amino acids)
Biological process (GO): ERAD pathway
Cellular component (GO): endoplasmic reticulum membrane
Molecular function (GO): protein binding
Source: RefSeq, a predicted model, not a curated record
UUUACAUGUCAAAAUUGUCAACAAAUGCCAAAUCUUCAAAAUAAAAAUAUGUAAAGUUUAAUAUCGAAUCGAAUUAUUAUGAAUAUUCUUGGUAAUUCCUUAAUAUUCCUGGAAUACUUUUAUGAAGUUUAGACCGAUAAAUAAAUAAAUGUUGUUAUGAUUUCAUUUCCAUUUCAUUCGUAAUCAUCUGAAGAACGUUGACAUUUUAGGACACGUAGUGGUGAUAAGAAAUUGUGAUAUGAUAAUUAAUAUAUUGUGAAAAUGCGGUAUAAAAUUUUAUUGUUUAUUGUGAUUUCAUUUGCAAAUUAUGAACUUUCCAUUGGGGCGUUACGAGGACCUUUGGAAUCAAAUAAGAAACAAAAUCCUGAUGAAGAUACUAAAAGUUAUUUAACAUCUUACAAUGAAGAAGAUGAUGAAAGUUCUGCUUUAAAAAUUGUUCAACCCCCUGAUUUAUCAAAGGAAAAGGAAAGAAAGAAAGAAACUGUGGAUUUACUCUUACUAGAUCAAGCUAAGGUUCUCCAAAAAAUGGUUGAAGAACUUGAUUUUAUAAAGACUUCUAUAAUAGAUGAAAGUCCUACUGACCAUUCAGAGGAAGAACUUCCCCCAAUGCCUGAAUCACUCCUUCAUCCUAAAGAACUCACUCUUGAAGAAAAAGAAGCUAAAGAAAUAUUCGAUCAAGCAUCUCAAAUGCUCAAUAAAACUAGACCAGACAAGAACAAAGCUUAUACUUUAUUACAAGAGGCUUCUAAAAAAGGGAGUCAAGAAGCCAAAGCUCUUAUUGCUUGGGCUAAACUCUUUGGUAAUCCAUUGAAGCAAGAUAUUGCGAGUGCUCAUGAAAUGUUUGAAUCUUUAGCUGAAAUUGGUAAUCCAGAUGGACACACUGGAUUAGGUUUUUUGUAUUCAAUUGGAUUAUCUGUGAAUGUUAGUCAAGCACGAGCAUUAGUUCACUUUACUUUUGGAGCAAUUGGAGGAAAUAUAUGGUCACAAAUGAUCAUGGGUUAUAAAUAUUGGUCAGGAAUAACUGUAUCACCAAGUUGUGAGAAGUCCUUAGACUUUUAUAGGCAAGUUGCAGAUAAAGUUAGUCAAGGUGUUACUUUUGGAGGAGGUGCUGCUAUUCAGAGAAUAAGAUUACUUGAUGAGUUAGAAAAUGGAUACUCAUCAGGUAUAUUGGACAAUGAUCUCAUAGAGUAUUAUCAGCUUCUUGCCGAGAAAGGUGAUAUACAAGCACAGGUUGGAUUAGGAGAGCUACAUUAUCAAGGAGGCAGAGAGGAUGAUUUGGACUACCAAAAAGCUCUUCGUCAUUUCACACGAACAUCUAAACUGGUGGGAUUGGGACAGUUACAUUAUCAAGGAGGUCGAGGUGUUGAUUUGGACUACCAGAAAGCUCUUCAUUAUUUCACACAGGCAGCAAAUGCAGGUAAUGCUGUUGCAAUGGCAUAUUUGGGAAAGAUCUAUCUGGAUGGAAGCGAUGAAAUAAAUGCUGAUAAUUUUACAGCUUUUAAGUAUUUCAAAAAAGCAUCAGACUUGAAUAACCCAGUUGGUCUUAGCGGACUAGGUUUGAUGUAUUUAUAUGGGCGGGGAGUAGAAAGAGAUUAUCUGAAAGCUCAUAAAUAUUUUCUUGCUGCCGCAGAUCAAGGUUGGGUUGAUGGUCAACUUCAAUUGGGCAAUAUGUAUCUUAAUGGAUUGGGGAUGAGAAAGGAUUACAAGUUGGCCAACAAGUAUUUUUCUUUGGCAUCACAAUCCGGACAUGUAUUGGCUUACUAUAAUUUGGGACAGAUGCAUGCUCAGGGUACUGGUAUGCUUAGAUCAUGUCCAACAGCUGUGGAGCUAUUCAAGAAUGUAGCAGAAAGAGGAAGGUGGGGUGAACUCCUAAUGCAGGCUCACACAGACUAUAGAGAUGGACACUACAAUGAGGCAUUUGUACAGUAUGCCCUAUUAGCAGAACUUGGCUAUGAAGUUGCUCAAAGUAAUGCAGCUUUUCUUUUGGAUCGAGGCGAAGUUCCAAUGUUGUCAGGAGAAGAAGCUCUUGUCAGAGGACUCCUGUACUGGGGAAGGGCAUCAACACAGGGUUAUUCCGCAGCACAGGUGAAGUUGGGAGAUUAUCAUUAUUAUGGCUUUGGCACUCCAGUUGAUUAUGAAGCAGCAGCUACCCAUUACAGGCUAGCCUCUGAACAACAACAUAAUGCUCAAGCAAUGUUCAACUUGGGAUACAUGCAUGAACAAGGUCUAGGAAUGUCCAGAGAUAUGCAUCUCGCCAAAAGGUUGUAUGAUUUGGCAGCUGAAACUAGCAGUGAUGCUAAGGUACCGGUAUCAUUGGCACUUAUCAAAUUGAAUUUCUUAUUUGGAAUGGAAAUGUUACAGCAGAGCCGCAUUUAUCAAAUAAUGGACUUGAGUGAACUGUUCAGUUCUUAUUGGGAUUUGUAUCUGCUCACCAUUCUAUCUAUGAUUUUAUCCACUAUAAUUUACUUGAGGUGGCAACACAUUAGAGUCUGAUUUAGCUAAUAAAUUGAAAUUUUUAAGAGUUGCAGUGUGGUAUGAACAAUAUUGAUAAUUAAUAGUGAAUUGAAAUGUGUUUGUUUUCGAUUAUUUAUUUUGUAAAUAUUAUUGUUGAUGAAUUAAAUCGCCACUACAA